GCUUUGUAGAUUUCAGAAAUGGCCGAGAUUGCCUUAGCAGUUGGUAGUGCAGUUGGUGGUGCAUUUAUGAAUGUUCUCUUUGAAAGGCUUGCUAGUCGGGUUGAGCUGCUCAAGAUGUUUCAGAAGAAUAAGCAUUAUGAUGAUAGGCUUUCAGAGAAGCUGGGAAACGUUUUGCUUGGUCUUCAGAUUGUGCUGAGUGAUGCAGAGAAUAAGCAGGCAUCAAAUCAACAUGUGAGAGAGUGGCUUAAUAAGCUUCAGAGUGCUAUGGACUCUGCUGAAAACUUAAUGGAAGAAGUCCAUUAUGAGGCUUUGAAGCUUGAAGUGGAAGGUCAACAUCAAAAUCUUGCAGAAACAUGUAACCAGCAAGUAUUUCGUUUUUUUUCAGAGUGCUGUGGACGGCACUUGCGUGAUGAUUUUUUUCUUAACAUAAAGGGGAAGUUGGAAGGCACCAUUAAAACAUUGGAGGAUUUGCAAAAGCAAAUCGGUGACCUUGGCUUAAAGGAGUAUUUUGGUUCAGGUACACGAGAAACUAGAACACCUUCAACUUCUGUGGUUGAACCUGAUGUCUUUGGUAGGCAGAAUGAAAUAGAGCAAUUGAUUGACCGUUUAACAUCUACGGAGGCAAGUGAAAAAAACCUGACUGUUCUUCCUAUUGUUGGAAUGGGGGGCUUGGGCAAGACAACACUUGCUCAGGCUGCUUACAAUGAUGAGAAGGUGCAAAGCCAUUUUAAAUUGAAAGCUUGGAUCUGUGUGUCUCAGACAUAUGAUGCUUUUAAAAUAUCAAAAGGGUUACUUCAAGCAUUUAACUCAUCUGACUUAAAGGAUGAUAACAAUCUGGAUCAGCUGCAAGUCAAAUUGAAGGAAAGCUUAAAGGGGAACAGGUUUCUUAUUGUUCUGGAUGAUAUGUGGAAUGAAAACUACAGCCAGUGGAAAGACUAUUUUGUUCAAGGAGGUAUUGGAAGCAAGAUCAUUGUGACGACAAGUAAUGUGAGAGUUGCCUUGAUGAUGAGAGCUGAGCAAAUUAGCAUGGACACCUUGUCAAUUGAUGACUCUUGGUCUUUAUUUGAAAGACAUGCAUUUGAAAACAUGGACCCUAAGGAACAUCCGGAACUUGGAAAGGUCGCAAAACAAAUUGCAGCUAAGUGCAAAGGACUGCCCUUAGCUCUGAAGACGCUCGCUGGUAUGUUACGCUCCGAAUCAAAGGUUGAAGGGUGGAGGCGUAUUUUAACAAGUGAAAUAUGGGAUCUGCAAGACGAGGACAAGGGCAUAUUACCAGUGUUGAUGUUGAGCUACAAUGAACUUCCCCCACACUUAAAGCCAUGUUUUUCCUAUUGUGCAAUAUUUCCUAAAGAUUAUCCAUUUAGGAAAGAACAAGUUGUCCAUCUGUGGAUUGCUAAUGGUUUUGUAGUACCACAGGGAGAGGAAAGAAUUCAAGAUUUAGGCGACCAAUACUUUAACCAGUUGAGAUCAAGAUCAUUAUUCGAAAAGGUCCGAAAUCCUUCUCAAGGGAACACGGAGGAAUUCUUAAUGCAUGACCUUGUCAAUGAUUUAGCCCGAAUUGCAUCUUCAAAACUUUGUGUCAGGUUGGAAGAGUGCCAAGGAUCUCAUAUGUUAGAACAAAGUCGGCACUUGUCCUAUUCAAUGGGGAGAGGUGGUGAAUUUGAGAAAUUGACACCCGUCAACAAAUUGGAGCAGCUGAGGACAUUGCUUCCAGUCAAUAUCCAACACCAUUGGCGAAUUGGUCUAAGCAAGAGGGUACUGCAUAACAUACUGCCAAGGUUAACAUCUUUAAGGGCAUUAUUAUUGUCUGAUUACACGAUUAAGCAGUUGCCGGAUGCUUUGUUUAUCAAAUUUAAGCUCCUGAGAUUUUUAGACCUUUCUCGGACAGAGAUUAAAAAGUUGCCGGAUUCUAUAUGUGCAUUGUAUAACUUGGAGACACUUCUCCUGUCAUCUUGUACAUAUCUUGAGGAGUUACCGCUGCAGAUAGAAAAGCUAAUCAACUUGCGGCACCUUGACAUAAGAAACACUUCGUGCUUGAAGGUGCCACUACAUCUGCGCAUGUUGAAAACCCUCCAAGUGCUAGUGGGAGCCAAGUAUCUUCUAAGUGGCCCCUGUGGUUGGAGAAUGGAAGAUUUGGGUGAAGCACAUUACUUUUAUGGAUCUCUAUCAAUUCUUGGGUUGCAAAAUGUGGUUGAUAGAAGGGAAGCUCAGAAGGCAAAGAUGAGGGAUAACAAUAGUGUUGAGAAGUUAUCGUUGGAGUGGAGUGAAAGUGAUGCUGACAAUUCACAAACUGAAAGAGACAUACUUGAUGAGCUACGCCCACACACAGAUAUAAAAGAACUUCAAAUCUCCGGAUAUAGCGGGACACAAUUUCCAAAUUGGCUAGCUGAUGAUUCGUUUCUUAAGCUGCUAGUACAAUUGUCUCUUAUCAACUGCAAGGACUGUUUUUUCUUGCCAGCACUAGGACAACUUCCUUAUUUGAAAUUCCUUUCCAUUAGAGAGAUGCAUUCGAUAACAGAGAUAAUGGAGGACUUCUAUGGUAGUCCGUCCUCCGAAAAGCCUUUUAACUCUCUUAAGAAGCUUGUAUUUGCGAAGAUGCUGGAGUGGAAGCAGUGGCACGUACUAGGGAACGGAGAGUUUCCUGCACUUCAGGACCUUUCCAUUAUUGAUUGCCCCAAGUUGUUGGGGAAGUUGCCUGAGAAUCUCUGUUCUCUAACGAAUUUGAGAAUCUCAAGAUGUCCUGAACUCAAUUUGGAGACACCCAUCCAACUUUCAAGUCUAAAAAGGUUUGAAGUUGAUGGUGCUCCUAAGGCUGGAGUUGUCUUUGAUGAAGCUGAACUGUUUACAUCCCAACUUGAGGGAAUGAAGCAGAUUGAGGAAUUAAAUAUUAGUGGUUGCAACUCUCUUACCUCCUUCCCUAUUAGCACUCUGCCGAGUACCUUGAAGACAAUAUGGAUAGGUCGUUGCCGGAAAUUGAAAUUGGAGAUGCCAGUUGGUGAGAUAAUUUCUAACAUGUUUCUGGAGGAAUGUGAUUAUAUAUCAUCACCUGAGUUGGUCCCAAGAGCACGCAAUUUAGAUGUAACGGGAUGCCAAAACCUUACUAGGUUUUUGAUUCCUAAUGGGACUGAAAGACUCGAUAUUUGGGGUUGUGAGAAUCUUGAAAUAGUUUCUGUGGCAUGUGGGACCCAGAUGACGUCAUUGGAUAUUUACAUGUGCGAAAAGCUGAAGCGGCUGCCAGAACGUAUGCAGGAACUCCUUCCGUCUCUUAAGUUACUGCUACUGCAACAUUGUCCAGAAAUAGAGUCCUUUCCUGAAGGAGGAUUGCCCUUCAAUUUACAACUCCUUCACAUCGACAAUUGCAAGAAACUGGUGAACGGCCGAAAGGAGUGGUGUCUAAAGAGAGGGGAGUUGUACAUCUUCCACAAUGGCAGUGACGAAGAGAUUGUUGGUGGUUAGAAUGGGGAGUUGCCUUGCUCUAUUCUAAGUCUUAGCAUAGGCAAUCUGAAAACAUUAAGCAGCCAACUUGUCAAAAGCCUCACCUCUCUUGAAUCUCUAUAUAUUUGGAAAUUACCUCAAAUUCAGUCACUGCUGGAACAAGGGCUUCCCUCCUCUCUUUCUGAGCUACAUUUAUACAACCAUGAUGAGCUCCAUUCACUACCGACUGAAGGUCUUCGGAACCUCACUUCGCUUCAAAGUCUAAAUAUCAGCAGUUGCCGUCAACUCCAAUCACUUCCCAAAUCAGCGCUGCCCUCCUCCCUCUCUGUGCUGACCAUCGCGCAUUGCCCUAACCUCCGAUCACUUCCAGUAAAAGGGAUGCCCUCCUCCCUCUCAAGCCUAUCUAUUUGCAGCUGCCCAUUGCUCGAACCACUCCUAGAAUUUGACAGGGGGGGUACUGGUCAAAAAUUGCUCAUAUUCAUGAAAUAUAUAUCGGUGUCGCAACAUAUGACUGUGAAUGCCUUUGAUGAUUAAUAAAAACGAAGCUCCCACAGAUUGCGUUGAGCAAGGAAGAGGUGUUUCGGGGUAAUGAUUGUAGCAAUCAGCGUCAAUAAAGAUCUUCCCUCAUCGCUCAUUGUUCUGGAGUUGUUCGUUCAAUUUGUGGAACACCUGGAAGACCAUGAAUUUUCGGAAAAAUAAAAUCUCUAUUUCACAGUUAGGUAUGUUUGCCUGUUCCUUGUAAGAAGACUGCAUCGAGCUAGUGGAACUAGCAGAUUUACUCAUGUUAUUAUUUCCAUUCUCAACUCGAGUGGCACCACUGCAGUCAGAACUCGCGGAAUGGCAAUUGGAAGUGUAUCCUAUUCGGAAUUAAUUCAAGGGAAGAACUUGAAUUGUCAGAAAGUACGCAAAUCAAAAAUUGCAGAUGAAGAUUUCCAAACACAGGUUCUUUUUCAGCACACAUCUGUCUACUUUGCCUUCCUUGAGAUGAAGCAUGCCUUGCUGCACAUGGAACAUACAGCUCUAAUGGAACCCAACAUUACAUUAGAAUAAAAGUUGUUUGAUGUAACACAUAAAAGAACAUGCUGUAUAUUGUGGUUACAGAUUAUAAGGAAAGAUAUUACUUUU
Capsicum annuum is the source of this 4560-nucleotide messenger RNA. Its product is annotated as putative disease resistance RPP13-like protein 1. Gene Ontology annotation, molecular function: ADP binding. Gene Ontology annotation, biological process: defense response to other organism. The record is from RefSeq and is a predicted model, not a curated record. Lineage: Eukaryota; Viridiplantae; Streptophyta; Magnoliopsida; Solanales; Solanaceae.